GAGCAGCGGCUGAGAACUUAUUGUAACACACAGAAGAUGAAAUACGUGUGCUUUCUUGCGGCUUGUAUGGCUGUAGCCCUUGCAUCUCCAAUGACUAAAUCUGUCGUGGUCGAUAAGAUACCUGACGUUCUUAGGCGCAGUGACACUGAUGGAGCUCCUCAAGUUUUUGACGGUCCUCCAGAAGAGUUCCUCGGAG
Candidula unifasciata is the source of this 196-nucleotide messenger RNA. The record is from the annotation of a GenBank genome assembly. NCBI's taxonomy places the organism in Eukaryota, Metazoa, Mollusca, Gastropoda, Stylommatophora, Geomitridae.